Molecule: messenger RNA, 3956 nt
Organism: Paramacrobiotus metropolitanus
Lineage: Eukaryota; Metazoa; Tardigrada; Eutardigrada; Parachela; Macrobiotidae
Product: calcium-activated potassium channel slowpoke-like
Exons: 25
Coding region: 118-3753 (1211 amino acids)
Biological process (GO): potassium ion transport
Cellular component (GO): membrane
Molecular function (GO): large conductance calcium-activated potassium channel activity
Source: RefSeq, a predicted model, not a curated record
UACCACGCUGUCGGGGAUUGCACGCCUGUUGUAUACAGUUAACAUGGACAUCUGACAUUCACCACAAAUUCUAGCGAACCAAACGGGACGUUUUUGUCUUCCCCGGUGACAAAAAUAAUGCAGUCCAUGGAUAAAGUGGCCAACUACAACGCCCCCUGCGUUGUGCUGGGGAAGCCGCGACUAUGGUGGAUCUUCCUUCUCUCCAGCAUCCUGACGCCCUUCAUCCUGGCAUUUUUUGUCCUGGUCUUCCGUUUCACUCGUUAUUUCGCCUACAAACGACGAAUGGAGGGCAUGGCCAAGACCAGCAUUGUUAUUAACCGUGAACAACGAUAUGGACCCAAAGUAACAUCGUGGCGUGUCGGAGAGGUAUGGCGGUGGUUCAAGAAUAUGCAAAUGGUGGAGGAUAACAUUGUCGUUUUGCUCAUUCGCAAUUUUGCUGACCAUGUGGUCAAUCCACGUUAUUUUGCCGGCAAACUUAUGUUGCUGCUGGAGUUCUGCUUCAGUAUGGGCUCGCUGUUCAUCUAUUACCAAGAUGUCUCAACGAGUAAAAUUGUCGAUGUGGAGAUUUGUCGGCCGUUUAUGCGGAAUGUCAGCCAGCAAGUGGACUUCGCCUUCAACUGUUUCUUUCUCUUCCAUUUUAUCAUGCGAUUUUGGGCGUCCGAAGAGAAAAUCAUCAUGAUCUUUGAUCUAUACAGCAUCAUCGACUAUUUCACCGUUCCGCCGGCUUUCGUCGGACUGAUAUUAGACCGGCGCUGGGUUGGUCUGCGAUUUCUCCGUGUGAUCUAUCUACGCAAAGUGUCUACACUCUUAGCGGCACUGCGCAUUCUAAAAUCUCCACCCCACAUCAAACUCCUGCAACUGGGAUUAACAUGGAUCGCUAUUUUACUGGCAGCUGGCGGCUUCUUUCAUUUGCUGGACGCUUCGGGUGACUUCUUCUUCACCGAUUACAACGGCCAGCGCGUAUCAUACUGGGAAUACUGCUAUUUCGCCUUCACCACCAUGUCGACCAUCGGCGGUUCGGAGACCAAUCCCAAGACGAUCCUCGCCAAAUUGUGCAACUGCAUUCUUGUCUUCAUCGUUUUGGCUGUCAUUUGUUUUGCCAUACCGGAUGUAAAAGACAUGAUGGGAUCGCGAAAAAAGUGGGCCGGCGAGCAUCGAGCCGUACAUAACGAAAGGCACAUUGUGGUGUGCGGUGACGUCUCCUUCGACUCGGUGUACUCACUUUUUAUGGAACUCUUCCAUCCGGAUCGCGAUGUACACGAUAUCAAAAUCAUCUGUCUGGACGAGCGUGAACCCGAUCUGGAGUUUACGCGUUUUCUCAAGCGCAACACCUGGCGUAUCGGCUACCUACAGGGCUCGGUACUGGAACUGGAGGAUCUGCGGCGAGCUAAAUUGCACGAAGCCGACGCGUGUAUGAUUUUAGCCAACAAGACCGCAGCCGAUAUUGACGCCGAGGAUAGCAGUAAUAUUAUGUGUGUGGUUGCCGUCAAGAACUACCAUCCCAAAGUGCGGGUGAUCAUGCAGCUCCUGCAGUAUCGCAGCAAGACAUACCUCACCAGCAUCCCUAACUGGGACCCGAUGGGGGGCGACGAUGUCAUCUGCUUGCCGGAAAUCAAACUAGGACUAAUCGCGCAGAGCUGCAUCGCACCCGGCUUUUCAACAUUGUUGUCCAACAUGUUUGCCGCGCGCUCCGGGGAAUCGGGACGAAGCUGCCCCGAAUACAUGGAGAACUACUUGGCCGGAGCCGGCAUGGAAAUGUACACGGAGAGACUGAGCAAUUCUUUCCUUAAUCUUCCCUUUAUCAAAGCUGUCGAAAUCUGCUGUGAGCGCUUGCAUAUUCUUCUCUUUGCUGUCUCCAUUGAAACGGCCGGUAACGAACUCAGCCAGGUCAUCGUUAAUCCCCAUCCCAGCUACGUUAUUCGUACCGGCGCCAGUGGCUGCUUUGUUGCUGAUUCAGCGCAGCAAGUGCAACGGGUUCUCUACUACUGCUCCAUGUGUCACGCCGAUGUUGCGGAUCCCGACGCUAUCAAGCCGUGCCAGUGCGAACACAUUCAGACAAAAGAGCGUGCAGGCAGUAAAAAGCUCUCCGUUGACGACCACCGGCGUGGUUCCAAACUGUACAAACGACGCGGCACACGGAUCGGCAAACGGUUAGUACCCAAUGGAUUAACCAAAAACAUUGCUGCCGAAAAGGCCUAUGGUUCGGAACGGCUGGAGGAUGCGGAGACAUCCAUGACGAACUACAACCUCGGCAUCGUCUACGUCGACGACGAGGAUGAACCUAUUAUCGACGAAGAAGCCCCGGUCGUCAGCAGCAGUUCAGAACUGGAAUUCUCGUCCUUUGAGGAAAAAAUUGUCUAUUAUAUGCGCAACUUUGGCAGUCUAGAGCACUGGGAGCGAGCGCGCAACACAUCGCAUACUCCCGAUGCUUCUAAGGAAGAACUGAGUCAGUUAAUGGAAUACAGUGAGGAGCCGCGUUUCGACUCUACUGGCAUGUUCUGGUGGUGUCCGCCGCGAGCUUUUACCUCGGAAGUCAUUAACCGUUUUGAGGCGGCCCAGCUCAACUUCCAUAACCACGUCGUCAUUAUCGUCUUCGCCGACGAGGACUCCACACUGAUGGGCCUGAACAACUUGAUCAUGCCGUUGCGCUGUAGUAACGUCCCAUAUGACGCACUGCCGCACGUGGUCAUUCUCGGUAAUCCCAAAUUCUUGAUCCAUGAGUGGCCAGCUAUUAUCAACUUUCCCAAGAUCACCGUUGUCAAGAUUCACCAUUUGAGCCGCGCAGACCUUCGUGCCGUCAACAUCGACCAGUGCCGACAGUGUGUACUGCUGUCGGCAGCGCUUAGUCGUGGCCAUGAUGACAUGCUCCUCGCCGACAUCGACCCGAUUCUGACGACGCUAACCAUCAAAGCCAUGCCGUUUGGCGACAGUUCGCUGCCUAGCCAGCUGGCCGAAACAGCGCCCAUCUUUAAGGCGAAUAAGUCCACAGGCCAGCCCAGCCCGUAUCGCAGCCGCGCGUCCAGCAAUUACCUGCUUGCCAAAGACCAAAUGGCGGCCAACCAGUCGGCGCUGCGUAACCGGCGCUCCUUAGCACCAUCCAACAGCGACCUGCCCAACAAUCAUCCGCUGGGCAACCCCCGCUCGCCAUCCAAUCUGAACCGGUCCUCCUUCGAAGUGCCGGUGAAUUUCCGUGGGGUGGAACACGGAUGGUCUAUUCCCAUCCUGACCGAAUUGGUGCAUGACUCCAACGUGCAGUUUGUCGAUCAGGAAGACGAUGAUAUCAACGACUUCUUCAUGGCGGAACCGUUUGUCUGUGGACAGGCUUUUACUACCAGUGUUUUGCAGGCGCUUAUGGUGUCGACAUUCUUCAAUCCCUACACACUGUCCAUCAUACGUUCGCUGAUCUUUGGCGGUGUGACACCGGAACUGGAGCAGAUCCUGGCCGAGGGUACUGGUCUCAUUGGUGGACCGCAUCUGUCGCAGGUUAAUCCACAUCCCGACCGCUGCCGGGUGGAUCAAAUAUCUUUGGAAGACUAUCGCUUUGCGCGGCACAUGAGAGGCACUUAUGGGGAUCUGUUCUUCGACGCCCUGCGCAACUACAGCAUGAUCUGUCUGGGCCUGUACCGCCGCAUCCAGCCCGAAGGUACCGGACCGCGUUCCGCCCGCCGCUACGUCAUCACCAAUCCACCCAUCGACUUCCCGCUGGUGCGCGAUGAUAAGGUCUUUGUUAUUGCACGUUUACGCUGGUCCUAGUCGAGAACCAGCCGCUAGCGUAGCGCCUGGCGUCGCUCUAUUUGCGAUGGCGCUUUCAUUGCUUCUUAAAUUCAUCUGUGUUUAUGUGCGCUCCACCGAUUUUAGCCAGUUUAUUGAUAAAUAAUAUUGUAAAGGUUAAUAAAAGGCAUCCUAUGCCUCGAUUAAAAAGGUCACGCAUUUUAGCGCUUGGAAAUAAAUUGGCA